This is a messenger RNA of Psammomys obesus (fat sand rat), 4524 nucleotides long. It is a transcript of the gene Sowahc, whose product is annotated as sosondowah ankyrin repeat domain family member C. The record is from RefSeq and is a predicted model, not a curated record. Bases 87 to 1628 code for a protein of 513 amino acids. Gene Ontology annotation, molecular function: protein binding. Lineage: Eukaryota; Metazoa; Chordata; Mammalia; Rodentia; Muridae. The transcript has a single exon.
CAACCAGCUAGUCUUCGGGUCCUCCUGACGCCUGGCUAUGAUGUCGGGUUGAGCCGUCCUGGGGCUGAGAAGCUGAGCAGCGGAGAAUGGAGGGGCCGCAAGAGCCAAGCUCUGAGGCGAUCCUGCGCUUUCUCGCCGAGCGCGGGGGCCGGGCCCGACACUCGGAAUUGGUGCAACACUUCAGGGACGCCCUGGGUGGCCCGCGCGAGCAGCGCACCCGCGCCCGCGAGCACUUCAAGGAACUGGUCAACGCAGUGGCCACCGUGCGCACCGAUCCCGCGGAUGGUACCAAGUACGUGCAUCUUAAGAAAAGGUUCUGUACGGGGGAGCUCCCUCUGAAUGAGGCCGCACUUCCCCGGGAGCUCCCGCGGAUCGAGGUGACGGAGGAGCCCGAAGUCCCAGACCUUCCAGCGGAACCAGGCGGGGGCAGCCAGCUCCAAGAGGAGGCAGAUCCACAGUUGUCUCUCGGACUGAGCGACCAGGAGCCUCUGGCCCCUGCCCAAGGCGGGGCCCAGUGUAAGGACUCGCCACUGGAGGUCCAGGCUGUGUCCUGGGCGCCGGGCGCCGAGACCAGCGAGAACCUUAAACUCCCUCCACACGGUGGUGAGGAAGCUGAAGGGGGCGGUUCCCCUAAUGGGCCAAAUGCGCCGAGGUCGGCCCGUCAGAACUUUAGGGACUUAGUUAUGGGCAGCUCUCCGCAACUAAAGAGGAGCGCGUGUCCCGCAGACGGCUGCGCGGGGAGCUUCUCCGCAGGAGGUCGCAGCAGAGGAGGGGGUGACUCCGAUAGCGCCUCGCUGGCUUCGUCUUCCGCCGAGGAGGAGAGCACCGGCGGGGGCUCGGUUUCGCUGGACCCUCUCGAGCACGCCUGGAUGCUCUCAGCGUCGGAGGGUAAGUGGGACAGCCUAGAGGGGCUGCUCACUUGUGAGCCUGGACUGCUGUCGAAGCGAGACUUCAUCACCGGCUUCACCUGUCUCCACUGGGCCGCCAAGCAGGGCAGGCAGGAGCUCCUGGCCAUGUUGGUCAACUUUGCCAGCAAACACCAGCUGCCAGUGAACAUCAAUGCCAGGUCGAGCGGAGGCUACACUGCUCUACAUUUGGCAGCGAUGCACGGACAUGUGGAGGUGGUGAAGUUACUAGUGGGGGCCUACGACGCAGACGUAGACAUCAGGGACUACAGCGGAAAAAAGGCCUCUCAGUAUCUGAGUGAGAGCAUUGCAGAAGAGAUAAAGAACCUGGUGGGAGCCCUAGACGAAGAUGAUGGAGACAGCGCCACCGGCCGCGGAAGCGGCCGCUGGAGACUUUCAAAGGUGCUGCCGUCACACCUCAUCACCUACAAACUCUCGCAGUCCUCGGAAGACGGAGCUGAACAUCACCAUCACCACCUCACCGAGGGAUGGACUGGAAGCAAAGCAAAAGAUUCAGGACGCAAAGCCUCGGGCAGCUCGAGUGGACGGAUAAAACCACGACUCAACAAAAUCCGGUUCCGAACCCAGAUCAUUCACAACACUCCCUCGUUCAAGGAAGCUGAACAGCCACUGGAGGAAGGGGAAGAGGAGGAAGAGGAAAAGUCUUUUAAAGGCUAUUCAUCUUCCUUCAAACUGAGACCGAAGUCCAAUGUAUUUGGGUAAAAAAUAAUUCGUGUGAGAAAUGCGAAGAUUUGUCUUCAAGGUAGAAUAAUACUAGCUGUGGAUAAGAAGUGGAACCAGAAAAGACAGGAUAAAUUACGAAUUUUAACUUGCAGGCUUGGGGUGAAUAGUAGUAAUUCUUUCAGGAUAGCAUUCUGGGGCAAGGAAAUGUCUUUUCCUCACCCCACCCUUGUAACCUGGAACUUGUGAGAACUGAAACUGAUUGAUGACUUAGAGGCCCUUUGCUUUAACCAUCACUAGAUAACAUGCAAAGUAAGAACCAUUUCAAGACUGUUUUUCUAACUUGCUAAGGGCAUCCGAAAAUGCAAAGUGUAGGGUAAUGCAAACUGAAGCUGAUAAUGUUUGGAAAUGAACAAAACUACAGGCUUUCUUGAUUUCCUAUUAUUCACACUUGCUUAAGGUGCUAAAGAAUGUCAAGGUCAGAGUUGAAAUGUGAAAAUACAAAUGAGAAUCAUGUUAAUCAAGAUGGAAAUGUUGUUGCUGUUGCUGUUGCUGUUCCCAUUUUUAAAAGUGAAAAGGGAUUUCACUUUUAAUCACUGAACUGAAGAAAUAAGCAGCAUUUGCUUUUAAGUUACUGUAAUCUGGUUUGUGCCUAUAUAACACUAUUCAGUCGGUACAUAAUUAACCACAAAUUUUUAUUUAAAUAGAAGAACACUUAGCAACCUAUGGUACUUUUUUUUUUUAAUGUGUAUGUCUUGUUGUUUAUCACUAACUUGUUUUGCUACUCUUAAAUUCUGAACUUUCUGGGCUUUGUAUUCUGGGGAUUCUUUUUGAUAAAGCUUACAAUACUUAAGACUGACAUAUUACAUUACAAACCUUUUCUUGCUUAGAAAAUAGCAAAACUCAACAUAAAUAUUAAUAAGCCUAUGCUUCUGUGAAGUAAUUAUUAAAUCAACUUAAUAUGGUUCUCAUGUAAGAGACAUUUUAAUUUUAUUAAUACAUUCAUAGUUUUUAUGCUUUGUAGCAUCAUUUCACAAAUGUUCAAAAUGCUAAAUCUUUCAUUUUUAUUACUUUUUUUAUCUACUCAAAGAGCUGUGAUGCAGUUACGGAAAGGCUAGAUAGUCUGCCCAUUUAAAAAUGGGCAAUUUAUUAUACUCUAUAAAAGGAAAGAGAAAUGGGACCAUUUCUGUAUUUCAGUGCUGCUAGUUAUUGAAUUUCCUUACGUAUAAAUGAAAAAUAAUAUUCCUUAAAAUUAAAGAGUUUUAUAACUGUGAUUCUUAAUUACAUUCCAUUCAUUUGUGUUAGAGUAAAUGGCUUUGUAAUUAUUUUAAAAUUUAACUUACAAAUUUAUGAAAUCUUGUAACGAGAUUAGAAACUUCUGUGGGAGACUGACUGAUUUUACCAAAUUCUUUCUCAGUCUUCCUGGUGUGAGUGCUGAAACUUCAGUUGUUACAGCCUACAAGAUAGAAAAGCAAGUGAGCAGCCAUGCCCACAGAGUGGAGGAUACUGCAUGGUUGCACAGAGCUGCAGGAUUUUGUUUUUAACUAAUUUUCCCAAGUCCUAGAAGUUUCUUACAAAUUUGUGAUAGCUCCCUAAAGACAGCAGUUAAAAUUGGAUUGAAUAUGGAUUGAAGAUAUUCAUCUGAAAUACAUUGGUUGCAGCUAAGGAGGUGGCUCAGUGAGAGUGAGCACUUGUUCUGCAGGCAUGAGGCCCUGUGUCUGAGUCCCCAGCACCCACAUGAAAGGCCAUGCGUAGUUGAGGAUACCUGUAAUGGGGAAGUGAGACAGGCAGAUCCUGAGAGCCUGGUGGCGAGCCAGCCUGCACGAAACAAUGACUUCUGGAUCAGGGAGAGGCUGUCUCAAGGCAGUAAGAAAGGCAUAGAAUAAGCACACAUGGAUGCUUCCAAACAGUCUCAUGGCUGCACUACACAUAUUCACAUAAGUUGUUACCUGCUUAUGUGCCUUCGUCUUUGUAUUAGGAUUUAAGAAGUAGAUCAUUUACAUUGAUAAGCACUUUUUCUGUAUGUAUGGGUGAAAAGUCAGUAUAAAAAGCAAUCACGUAAUCCAUGUCGAAACAUGUUAACUACAGUGCAGAAUAAGCUUACAGUUCUCGUUAAGGACUUAAAUUCCAUGUUAAGAGAAGGCAACUACACAAGUAAUAGUUCAGAACCACACAGGGUUCUACUGAGCAGUCAUUAUUAAGCUCUUCACAUGUGUGUUUGUAAUUAAUUGAAUAAAAUUUAUAAUUUGCUAGACUUUUAGAUACCAAAUAAAUACAUCAUUUAACUUGCUUUUGAUACUAAAGGUUUAAAACUAUGAUAAACAUAAAUUUUUUGGAGUCAUUCCCAGGCUGGUCAGACAGCUCAGCAGGUAAAUGUGCUUGUCUUACAAGCUUGAAGACCUGAGUUUGGCCCUAGAACCCAUAGUGGAAGGAGAGAACUAACUUCUGAAAAUUAUCCUCCAGCUUCCACAUGUGUCCCAUGUGUGCCAUGGUACACACAAAAACACACAAAAUUAAUAAGUUUAAAAUUCAUAAACACAAAAGGAGAACUCCUAGCAUUCCUGCCAUAAUGUGCUUUGUGCAGUGAGUGCAGCAUUUUCUUUACUCCAUUCCUCUUAUUUUUCAAUUUCCAAAUCAAGGGUAGAAAAAAUGAUUUGUAUAAUUUGAUAAUCAUAAAGUUGUAUCUACCAAUAGUUGCCACAAAAAUACAGGCAUCUAUUGACAAGAGACUGUGUAGUUUAAAAACAGGUGUGUUUGUACACUUGUAAUUGUGAAUGUCAGUUUGCUUUAUGGGAUAUAAAAUGCAGCUAAUGUGGUACUAGAGUAUUCAGUCCUGAAAUAUUGGAGUGUGAUGUUUGUUGUUUGCUUUUUAAGUAAGUGAAAGUUUGUGAGUUUAAGAAUCUGUAAAGUUUGUCAAAAUAAAAUGUUCACAGUAGAA